This is a messenger RNA of Chilo suppressalis (striped riceborer), 1841 nucleotides long. The record is from the annotation of a GenBank genome assembly. NCBI's taxonomy places the organism in Eukaryota, Metazoa, Arthropoda, Insecta, Lepidoptera, Crambidae.
AAUCUGUCUGUGGUGCCUUUAUCUUGGCUGUGGUAAUUUGAUAGAUGUUGUGCUGCGAUUUAGCCAGAUUUUGAAUUAAAAAUUAUGUUCCUAGAAAUAUUUGUAAAGACUCAGUAAAUCUGCAUCCUGUAUCCUUACGCUUAUCUUGUUCACAAGUUAACAGAAACAGAUUGCAAAUGUCAAUAUGUCAGGAUCUCGGCCUUAAUUUCCAACAGAGAAUGGGCGCAAACAUAUCACAGUUGGAAAGAGAUAUUGGAUCGGAACAGUUUCCACCUAAUGAACAUUAUUUUGGUUUAGUCAAUUUUGGUAAUACAUGUUAUAGCAACUCCGUAUUGCAAGCGCUGUAUUUCUGUAGGCCAUUUAGAGAGAAAGUUUUAGAGUAUAAAGCUAAAAAUAAAAGGACUAAAGAGACUCUGUUAACAUGUCUUGCUGAUUUAUUUUAUAGCAUUGCAACCCAAAAAAAGAAAGUAGGUUCAAUUGCACCUAAAAAAUUCAUUGCUAGGUUGAGGAAAGAAAAAGAGGAGUUUGAUAACUAUAUGCAGCAAGAUGCCCAUGAAUUUCUAAAUUUUUUAAUAAAUCAUAUUAAUGAGAUUAUUUUAGCUGAAAGAAAUCAAAGUACACUAAAAAUUCAGAAAAAUACACCUGAAAAUGUGACUUGCAAUGGCACUCUACCACAAAACACAGAACCAACUUGGGUUCAUGAAAUAUUUCAGGGAACUCUUACUAGCGAAACUAGGUGCUUGAACUGUGAAACAGUGAGCAGCAAGGAUGAACAUUUUUUUGAUUUACAGGUGGAUGUUGGACAGAAUACAAGUAUCACCCACUGUCUGAAGUGCUUUAGUGAUACAGAGACUCUAUGCAAUGACAACAAAUUUAAGUGUGAUCAUUGUAGCAGCUACCAGGAGGCCCAAAAGCGUAUGCGUGUUAAGAAACUACCGUUGAUCUUGGCGUUACAUUUGAAACGCUUCAAAUACAUGGAACAGUAUAAUAGGCAUAUCAAAGUGUCACAUCGUGUAGUCUUCCCACUAGAAUUGAGACUGUUUAACACUUCUGACGACGCCGUGAACCCGGACCGGCUGUACGACCUGGUGGCGGUGGUGGUGCACUGCGGCUCGGGCCCCAACCGCGGCCACUACAUCAGCAUCGUCAAGAGCCACGGCUUCUGGCUGCUCUUCGACGAUGACAUGGUGGAUAAAAUUGAUGCCUCUGCAAUAGAAGACUUCUACGGCCUAACUUCAGACAUACAAAAGUCAUCUGAAACUGGUUACAUACUAUUUUAUCAGUCGAGAGAUGCUAGUUGUUAAAUGUUUGCAUUAACUAUUAUAAUAUAUAGUAAUUUAUAAUAUUUAUAUAAAAUAGUCACUAUGAUAGAUCAUGUUAAAUUAUAAUGCCACAUUUGUUAAAGUUAAAAAGGCAUUAUUAUUAUUGAUUUUUUUUAAAUCCUUAAUUAUUAUUCAACUUUUAGAAUUCAUUCAACUGUAAAUACAAUUCAUUUCAAAAUAAACAGUUGUGAUCUUUCUGAUAAUAUCGAAAUUUAUUUGUUGAACUGACCUAUAUGUAUUCUCUCCUUUACGUGCAUAGAGCAACACGGACGCGACCAGGAGGAAGUAGCCCUAUGCAGCUUACCUCUCUGUCAAAGUAUAUGCCUACGAGAGAUUUAGCGGUGAAUUACGUUUUAUGCGUUAUUUUUAUUUAGCUAUGUAUGCAGAACAACACACAUUCCACUCCGCAAAAAUUGCCAGAACGAUUUGAAUAGAAGGAUUGUUAUAAGUCUUCCCUUUCGGGUCGCGUAUCACGCUACGGGGGAAUGAGCAACACAAUUUACAUUAUAUCACGUUAAA